AUGACAGCACCUGAUAAUCCAUGUGGUUCUUUGGUUCAUGAAACCGGUGACACACCAUGUUAUUCUACAGUUAAGUUAACUUUACCACCCAAUGCAGUUCAGCUUGCCCCUAGAAACGACAUCGCUGAUUACGACGAUAGCCUGAGCCUAAAUACAAGCAGUGCAUUCAAGGAUGAUUCCAAGUUUAUAGCUUUUCGACGCGGCAACAAAGUGGGUAUUAACGUCGGUCUUACCCCACUGACGCCUAGCAAGACUUACCACACUGUCAAAGUACCGUUGACUAACCUGACCGAAAUUCCCGAACCAGAAGAGAAUCAGGUGCCAUUGCAUUCUAUCUUUGUGCCACUUCGUGCAGCCGUAUGCUUGAGUUUCGACUAUAAAAACACAACUCCCAGUCUGUUGUCGGAACACAGAGCCGCUCAAGCUGCUGCUUCCGCUGCAGCGACCGCCUCAGCCUCUGCCACUAGCGCCGUCAAGGCCGGCAAAGAUUCGGUGGAGCCUGACAAGACAUCAUCAGUCGCCACUACUCCUACCAAUGCUUCUGGUGACCAGGUGCACAAAAUCGAGCUUACCGCUCUUUUGAAUUUCGGUGAGAUGUCAGUGGCGCUCAAAUGA
Molecule: messenger RNA, 615 nt
Organism: Dicrocoelium dendriticum
Lineage: Eukaryota; Metazoa; Platyhelminthes; Trematoda; Plagiorchiida; Dicrocoeliidae
Source: the annotation of a GenBank genome assembly